AAUAAAAAAACAGUAAUGCGUUUGUGGUUGAUACAAAUCCUGCACCGCAAAUAUCAUGGGAACGUAAUUUGGAAGCUUAUUGCUACAAUUACUUUGGAAAUGGAAAUGUGCUUCACUACUCUCUCCUCCCCUCUUUCCACUUCUCUUCUCAGUUUUCAGGGCCCUGAAUUGCCCAGAAUCAAGUUUUGUAAGAAAUCUUCACACACCAUUUUGGCAUCACCUACACUGCCUAAACCUUUUCUUCAGAUUUAUGGUAGACCUCACACAUUAGUUUCUGAACGUUCGUCAACCAGACUCUCUUCUGCUUCUGGAACAUAUAAAUUUUCAAUAUCAGCUGAAGCUGGAAGGCAAAAUUGGGAUUUUGGAAGAUUUGUAAAAACGCUGUACUUCUUCAAUGGUUUUCCAUCUCCUGCUAAGUUCUUUGACUUUCUAGUUGAGAAACUAUCUGGUCCUUCCCCAAGUGAAUCAGUUAACUCAAUGGGAACUUCUGAUAUUGUGCUCGUAGCUGGAGCUACUGGCGGCGUUGGUCGAAGAGUGGUUGACAUAUUACGGAAGAAAGGAAUUCCAGUCCGAGUAUUGGUCAGAAAUGAAGAGAAGGCAAGAAGGAUGUUAGGCUCAGAUGUUGAUUUGGUCACUGGAGAUAUUACAAAAGAUAGCACUUUGAUACCUGAAUAUUUUAAAGGAGUGAAGAAAGUGAUAAAUGCUGCUUCUGUCAUUGUUGGCCCUAAGGAAGGAGACACUCCAGAUAGAGCAAAAUAUAGCCAAGGAAUUAAGUUCUUUGAGCCGGAGAUAAAAGGUGAUUCACCAGAAAAGGUAGAGUACAUAGGAAUGAGAAAUUUAAUCAAGGCUGUGAAGGACAAUCUUGGACUUCGAAGAGGAAAGCUAUUAUUUGGAUUUGAAGGUAAUAAUUAUAGGCAGCUUCCUUGGGGUGCUUUAGAUGAUGUGGUAAUGGGCGGAGUUAGUGAAAGUACUUUUCAAAUUGACCCAACUGGGGGUGAAAAUGGCGGACCAACUGGGGUUUUUAAAGGUGUUGUUUCAACAGCAAACAAUGGUGGCUUUACAAGUAUCAGAACAAAGAAUUUCUCAGAACCUGAGAAUCUUUCUGCAUAUGAUGGUCUGGAGUUUCGCCUAAAAGGAGAUGGCCGAAGAUAUAAAGUCAUUGUUCGCACAAGCUAUGAUUGGGACACUCUUGGUUACACUGCAGGCUUUAACACUGAGAAAGGCAAAUGGCAAUCGAUUCAAGUGCCAUUUUCUUCCCUGAGGCCUGUAUUUCGAGCAAGAACUGUGCCUGAUGCUCCACCAUUUGAUCCAAGCAUCAUUGUAUCAUUGCAGCUCAUGUUCAGCAAGUUUGAGUAUGAUGGUAAAUUAAAUGAAACUUUUGUGGAAGGUCCAUUUGAGCUUCCAGUAUCAAGCAUACGGGCAUAUAUAAAGGAUCCCAUAAUGCCUAAAUUUGUACAUGUGAGCUCAGCCGGAGUUACCAGACCUGAAAGGCCUGGACUUGAUCUAAGUAAACAGCCUCCAGCAGUUCGAUUAAACAAGGAAUUGGAUUAUAUCCUCACAUUUAAACUGAAGGGUGAGGAUCUACUUAGAGAAAGUGGCAUUCCCUAUGCAAUUGUGAGGCCUUGUGCCUUAACUGAGGAGCCUGCUGGUGCUGAUCUUAUCUUUGAUCAAGGAGAUAAUAUUACGGGUAAAAUAUCACGGGAAGAAAUUGCUCGUAUUUGUGUAGCAGCACUCGAUAGCCCUUAUGCAUGUGACAAAACGUUUGAGGUCAAAAGUGUUGUUCCAUUUAGUGAGCCAUUUUCUGUGGAUCCAGCAAACCCUCCUCCAGAAAAGGAUUAUGACAUAUAUUUUAAAAAUUUGAAAGAAGGCAUUACUGGGAAGGAAGCUCUCCUACAAAAUUCUGUUUCUGUUUAGUGUUCCUGUAAUGCUGUUCAGCUAUAAACAUUGCAGAUGUGAGGAUGUUGAGAUCUGUACAUAGUCCUUGUAUCUAAAGAGAAACUUGACAAAUAUGUGAUACCUUUUAAAACUAAGUUAGACAUGAAUUUUACCUUACGAGAUGCAUGUAUAUUCUGUGUUGAUUCAUGGUUUCCUUUGCCUCAUUUAUUCUAGCAAAUAGGAAGCAAGGAAUUUUUAUGUUCAUUUAAUUUUAUAUUCAGACUGUAGGAUGACAAAACUAUAGUUUUCUUAUCUUUUUACAGUUAUUAGAGUUUCGAGCUGGAAACAUAAUUUUGGUGU
Abrus precatorius (Indian licorice) is the source of this 2235-nucleotide messenger RNA. RefSeq lists its product as uncharacterized. The transcript is spliced from 16 exons. The coding region runs from base 16 to 1914 and encodes 632 amino acids. NCBI's taxonomy places the organism in Eukaryota, Viridiplantae, Streptophyta, Magnoliopsida, Fabales, Fabaceae. The record is from RefSeq and is a predicted model, not a curated record.